AUGGUUGUUGUGCUUGUGUUCUUGCUAGCCACUACUCAUGUUUUGGGUAGUAGUGAUGAUGACGAGGGACAUCAUAAUGGAGCUUCUCAGGUGCAAUACUCGUGUAUAGAAAGAGAGAGACAAGCUCUUCUCACCUUCAAACAAGGCCUUGAUGAUAUGGAUAACAUCUUAUCAUCUUGGACAAGGAACAACAAAGAAUGCUGCUCAUGGAGAGGUAUCAGGUGCGAUAACUUAACUAAUCAUAUUGUCAUGCUUGAUCUUCGCCCUAAUUUGAUCCCUACUUAUGACGAUGAUUUCGAUUGGCUUCCUAUGGGUGGUGAAAUCGGUUUCUCUUUGGUUCAACUCCAUUACUUGGAGCAUUUGGAUCUUAGUUACAAUGAUUUCACUACAAUUCCAAAGUUUAUCGAUGCUUUCACAAAUCUCAGAUAUCUCAACUUGUCAAAAAAUCCUUUAGUUGGAACUAUUCCUCCACAACUUGGAAAUCUCACCAAGUUGAGUGUUCUUGAUCUUACUGGCUAUUUCAGCAAGUUGACUACUAAGAGUUUCAAAUGGCUUUCUCAUCUUUCUUAUCUCAAAAUCUUUAGAUUGAGAAGUACCAAUUUUACCCAAGCUUUGGAUUGGUUUGAUUCCUUUAAAACAACUCCAUCCUUGUCGUACUUACACCUACAUGAUUGUCAAUUUCCUGAGUUGGAUGAUUCUUCUUUUUCUCAUACAAAAAACUCCUCAAAUUCAAUCACAACCCUUCAUGUCUCUGGUAGCACGUUUGGAACUUCAACAAUUUCACACUUGCUUAACUUGAGCAAUAACCUUAUUGAUCUCUCUCUACAACUCAAUUUCCUCAUCAAAGGUAGUUCUAUUCCAGAUUCUUUUGAAAAUCUAAGAUCUCUAAGGCGUUGUUACUUGUUCUCUAAUCAGUUUGAAGGAGAAGUACCAAAAUCAAUGAAGAAUCUUUGCCAUCUUCGAGAAUUAGUCAUGGUUCGCAAUAGUUUCACUUCCACCCUACUUGGUAUCCUAGAAAGCCUCAAACAUUGUAAUAACAAUUUUUUCACUGGAGUUGUCUCUGAACCACAUCUUGGGAACCUCUCCAAAUUGCACUAUCUUGACUUGUCUUCCAACUCUUUAACUUUGAAAUUGCCAUUCAACUGGAUCCCCCCUUUUCAACUCCAAUAUAUAAGUUUGAGAUCAUGCAUGUUAGGUCCUCAUUUUCCUUCUUGGCUCCAAACACAAUCAAAUGUUUCAUAUCUUGAUUUAUCUAGUUCUGGGAUAAUAUCUAAUACCAUUCCCAAAUGGUUUUUCAAUCUAACUUUCAAUUUAUAUUAUUUGGAUCUAUCUUUCAACCUUAUCAAUAGUACCUUACCAAACAUUCCACUAAACUCCAAUAAUUUCCCUUAUGUUGAUUUAAGCUCUAACAAGUUUCAUGGCCAUAUCUCACCUAAUUCUCUUUUCAAAGCAAGUGUGUUGAAUCUUUCCAAUAAUACCCUCACAAAAUUUGUGCAUCACUUUUGCACCACUCUACAUGAUAGGGAAAUGAUAAUUCUUGACCUUUCCAAUAAUCAUUUAUUGGGAAGCAUUCCUGAUUGUUGGUUUCAUCUACAACAUUUGCAAGUUCUUAAUUUGCACAAUAAUAGAUUGUCAGGAGUGAUCCCAAACUCAAUUUCUUCUCUACAUGAACUUGAAACAUUGCAUUUGAGGAAUAAUAGCUUGUCAGGAACUUUACCAUCAACCUUGAAGAAUUGCAACCAAUUGACUUUUCUAGAUGUUGGAGAGAAUAAAAUGGAAGGAACUAUACCGCCAUGGAUUGGAGAAACAAUGAAGUUUUUGGUUGUCCUUCAACUAAAAUCUAAUAACUUUUAUGGAACAAUACCAUCAAAUCUGUGUCAUCUUCAUUUUAUUCAAAUAUUUGACAUUUCUCAAAAUAAUAUACAUGGAGCUAUCCCAUCUUGCAUCAACAAUUUCACAUCAAUGGUUGAGAUUCUAAUGCCUGAAGAGGAAUUUAGAUCAAUUUCAGUAUACUAUACUUUUGGUCGAUUAUUUUAUGGAUUAUAUGACAAUAAUGCAUUUGUUAGAUGGAAAGGAAAAGAAUAUGAGUAUGAAAAUAUUUUGGGAUUACUGAGAGUCAUUGAUCUUUCGAGCAAUAGAUUAGUUGGAGAGAUUCCCAAAGGAUUGACAAAUCUUGUGGAACUAACUCAAUUGAACUUGUCAAGGAAUAAUUUGAGUGGAGUCAUUCCUGCGAAUAUUGGGAACUUGAGUAAGCUAGAAUCACUAGAUUUGUCCCAUAACAAUUUUUAUGGUAACAUUUCUAUGGGAUUGGCCAAACUCUCCUCUCUGGCAUAUUUGGACCUAUCAUAUAAUCACUUUUCUGGAAGAAUCCCUACUGGCACUCAAUUGCAAAGCUUCAACGAUUCUUCAUAUUUUGGGAAUUUUGGACUAUGUGGACCUCCACUUUUGACUGCAUGUCCUGGAGAUGAGGGAAAAAUCAAAGAUCAUUUUCCAGAAAAUAAAAACUAUGUUGAACAUGAUCAAGAAAUGUUUGACAUGUCAUGGUUUUACAUCGGACUAGAAGUUGGAUUUGCUCUUGGUUUUAUUGGAGUUUGUGGAACUUUGUUCUUAGGCUCUAAGUGGAGAAUUAUUGCCUAUUUUUGGUGCUUAAAUAGCUUUGAAGAUUGGCUUUACCGUAUGAUUCGCAUUAGAAUAUCUAAAUUAAGAAGACACCUUCAAAGCUAG
Molecule: messenger RNA, 2724 nt
Organism: Humulus lupulus (European hop)
Lineage: Eukaryota; Viridiplantae; Streptophyta; Magnoliopsida; Rosales; Cannabaceae
Product: receptor-like protein EIX1
Exons: 1
Coding region: 1-2724 (907 amino acids)
Molecular function (GO): protein binding
Source: RefSeq, a predicted model, not a curated record